ACGGAGAGCAGCCUGAACGAAGCCCGGCCGAUAAAAACCGAGCCGUCAUGUUUCUGUCCCUCCCUCUCCGCCUCAGUACGCCGGCCAGGCUGCAGCUUCAGUCAGACUCCUCGGAACCAAACUACACUGAACAGCCAUGUCUGAGAAACUGCCCUACAAAGUUGCUGACAUCAGCCUGGCGGAGUGGGGGCGGAAGGCCAUCGCCAUCGCAGAGAACGAGAUGCCAGGCCUGAUGAAGAUGAGGGAGCUGUACGGCCAGUCCAAGCCGCUGAAAGGCGCACGCAUCGCCGGCUGCCUGCACAUGACGCUGCAGACCGCCGUGCUCAUCGAGACCCUGACGGCCCUCGGAGCCGAGGUUCAGUGGUCCAGCUGCAACAUCUUCUCCACCCAGGACCACGCCGCCGCUGCCAUCGCCAAAACCGGCGUUCCAGUUUACGCCUGGAAGGGCGAGACGGACGAGGAGUACGUGUGGUGCAUCGAGCAGACGCUGUACUUCAGAGACGGAGCGCCGCUCAACAUGAUCCUGGACGACGGCGGAGACCUCACCAACCUGGUGCACCAGAAGUACCCCAAGCUGCUGCCAGGUAUCCGCGGCGUGUCGGAGGAGACCACCACAGGCGUUCAUAACCUCUACAAGAUGUUGAAAAAAGGCGACCUGAAGAUGCCAGCCAUUAACGUCAACGACUCCGUCACCAAGAGUAAGUUCGACAACCUGUACGGCUGCAGGGAGAGUCUGAUCGAUGGCAUCAAGCGAGCCACCGACGUCAUGAUUGCCGGGAAGGUCGCCGUGGUAGCGGGCUACGGCGACGUCGGCAAAGGCUGCGUCCAGGCGCUGCGGGCCUUCGGCGCCCGCGUCAUCGUCACGGAGAUCGACCCCAUCAACGCCCUGCAGGCCGCCAUGGAGGGGUACGAGGUGACAACUAUGGAUGAAGCCUGCAAGGAGGGAAACAUCUUCGUAACCACGACCGGCUGUGAGGACAUCAUCCUGGCGCGGUGAGCUCCUGGAUAUUAAAACUG
This is a messenger RNA of Poecilia latipinna (sailfin molly), 1017 nucleotides long. RefSeq names its product adenosylhomocysteinase (gene ahcy). Bases 137 to 997 code for a protein of 286 amino acids. Gene Ontology annotation, cellular component: cytosol. The record is from RefSeq and is a predicted model, not a curated record. The transcript has 7 exons. Gene Ontology annotation, biological process: L-methionine cycle. Gene Ontology annotation, molecular function: adenosylhomocysteinase activity. Lineage: Eukaryota; Metazoa; Chordata; Actinopteri; Cyprinodontiformes; Poeciliidae.